GUACCUCAGAGAAGCCUUAAGAGGAGUAAGAUAGGUGGGACUGAAAUAGCCGUUCUGAUAACUUUUGGUCAGUGUGACCCAAUGAUUGGUGGUGCUUCCUUCUCUUGCCUUUUGUUUUAGCCCUGAACUGCUGUCCUGACUCUAUUUCACUCUAAUCAUGAGUAAACCGGUGUCUCUCGCCACCUGCAUUGCCAAGAUGUACGAAGGUGCCAAGCUGGACAGCUCCGGGACUUCGACUGGGACACCGAGGAAGGCCAGUUCGACUCUUCUGGGCAGCCUGGGCCACAUCGAAGAAAAGAUAAACGUCCUGGAAGGAAAAGUCGAAGAGAUCACAAACACACAGAGUGUAGUGCUGCAGAAAUUAGAGACAGUGUGUCGAGGAAUAGGUGUGUUAGAGAAAAACUUUGAACAAUUAAGACAAGACAAACCUUCUGGACAACCUUCUGUGAAACCUUCUCAGCCGUGCGACUCGGCCGUGAUCGCAGAGGUCAAAUCCCUUUGUGGAGAAACGGUGGCUCUGCUGAUGAGCUUGAAACAAGAAGGUCAGCUGCAGAGGAAGAAAAUGGAGGGGAUCGAAAGCUCCGUGUCCACCCUGGAUAAAGUGCUCGGGUAUGUGGGCGAAGCGUUUCGCAGCUCCAAGAUUGUGGAGUUCAUUCUCAGCGGCGUCGUACCGUGGAGGAGGCAAGGCCUUCUGGACGCAGCAGGGGAUGAGAAAAACACAUCAGACGACGAUGCCACAAAGGCCAAAACCACUCUGUGUCACACAGGAACUCAGGCACCGGACGACGUUAAUGAGCGAGAUGCAGUCCCAGACAAGCACCAGUUGCACAAAGACGAUUCUUCAGCGCUUGAUUCCUCUCCAGCUGUAACAGAAGAAGUUCCAGUUGCUAAAUCCCAGCGGAGGCCGAAGGAGGUGACGCAGAAAAGCAGAGAGCCGGGUCGAGUCCAGGCCUUCGCUCCCGAAAGCCCGAGUGAGUCUGAAGUGCCCGAACCGAACAAAGAUCAUGAAGUCUCGCCUGUGGGGAGCGUCUCCAUGACCGAAACUUCUCAGCCUGAGAGCAAAACCCCAGAAACACAGAGCGCUCCUGAGCAGACGGACGUCCCUGCAGCCGCUGUCCCGCCGCCUGUUGACACUUUAAUUAAAAAAGAGGACUCGAAGCAGAAGAGGGAAUGCGAGGAAAAAAUUAAAGCUGUCUCUAAAGCCAAGCUGUGUCACGCCAGAAAACCAAACCUGCCCAUCACGGAAAACCUGGAACAGAAGGAAACAGCUGCUCUGGAAAGUCCACAGCUAAGAGAAGCGGAGUGUGAGCCAAAACAUGACCCAUUCAGUCAGAAAGCUAACACUGCCCAAACAGCCCAGAACAAAUCUGCUGCGGCGACUUCAGAAGCGCCGAGUCCUGCAGCGCAGGUGAAAUCUCCAGGACUGGAUUUACAGUUUCCCAUCGUUGAUGAUUGCCCUCCUCGACCUGCCCCGUUCGAGCACCGCAUCGUCAGCGCUAAGCAGGUUCCCCUUGGCUCCUAUUACACAGUGGAACCCAACGUGCUGCUAGGAGGGGGGCGUUUCGGCCAGGUCCAUAAGUGUGCCGAGAUCUCUUCGGGUCUCGUUCUGGCUGCCAAGAUUAUAAAAGUGAAGGGGAUGAAAGAAAGGGAAGAGGUGAAGAAUGAGAUCGGGAUGAUGAACCAGCUAAAUCAUGUGAACCUCAUUCAGCUGUAUGACGCAUUCGAGUCACGGACCAAUCUCACGCUUAUAAUGGAAUACGUGGAAGGUGGCGAACUGUUCGAGCGGAUCGUGAACGAAAAUUACCAGCUGACGGAGCUGGACGCCAUCGUGUUCAUGCGGCAGAUCUGUGAGGGAGUGCAGUAUCUCCAUCAGCAGUACAUCCUGCAUCUGGACCUGAAGCCUGAAAAUAUACUGUGUGUCAGCAGCAACAGCAACCAAAUCAAGAUCAUUGAUUUUGGACUUGCUAGAAAAUAUCGACCGAGAGAGAAGCUGAAGGUGAACUUUGGGACUCCUGAAUUUUUGGCACCCGAAGUGGUGAAUUACGACUUUGUGUCAUUUCCUACAGACAUGUGGAGUGUCGGCGUCAUCACUUACAUGCUUUUAAGUGGAUUGUCACCUUUCCUGGGUGAAAACGACGCCGAGACGAUGAACAACAUCCUUCAUGCCAACUGGGACUUUGACUCUGAGGCGUUUGAGAACGUGUCUGAAGAAGCGAAAGACUUCAUCUCUAAGUUACUCAUCCCUGCGAAAUGCAGUCGACUGAGCGCCUCAGGCUGUAUGAAACACAGCUGGCUGAAUAAUCUGGAGGAAAAAGCGAAGCGACACCGAGUCCGCCUCAAAUCCCAGAUGAGGCUCCAGCGUUACCUGGCAGCUCAUCGCCAGUGGAAGAAACACUUCUACGCCGUGGCGGCGGCCAACCGGCUCAAGAGGUUCAAGCAGAGCAGAUCCACCAACACGCUGUGAGAGAUCCAGGACUGAGGAGGAAAAGAGGAACAUUCCUUUCUUCUUCACGCUCGUAAUUGUCGUCACUGAGCUUUGAGAGAGAGAGAGUAUGUGUGUGUGUGUGUGUGUGUGUGUGUGAAGAUGAUGGGGGCAAUGAAUGCGGCACAGACCAUAGCCAGUGUUUAUAUUAUUUUAUCUUAAUUUUAUUUUAGGAAAAUAAAGGAACAGCAGCAGAUUAAAAAACGAGAUUUUGUAGUAGUGAAUAUGUUUCAAUGCUCACUUUAUAUCUGUAUUGUUUGAUGUACUGUUUUAACACGACCCGGAAUUAUUUAAUUUUUUUCUCUGCCAUGAGUGUGAAGUCAAAUCGCUGCUGUACAUAUUACACACUCACAUGGAAAACUAAUUCUCCCUUCUGUGAAGGUGUUUUUUUCUUUCUCGCCCUGUUCUCAUAUUCAAAAUUACCUUGUUUUUUGGUUUAAAACUCAUUUACAACUCGUGAUGAGUUUUUUUCCUUGCAUUUUGCCUCUUGUGAUACACUUGUUCAGUUACGCAAUAAACUCA
Molecule: messenger RNA, 3004 nt
Organism: Clarias gariepinus (North African catfish)
Lineage: Eukaryota; Metazoa; Chordata; Actinopteri; Siluriformes; Clariidae
Gene: mylk3
Product: myosin light chain kinase 3
Exons: 13
Coding region: 158-2464 (768 amino acids)
Biological process (GO): intracellular signal transduction; positive regulation of apoptotic process; protein phosphorylation
Cellular component (GO): cytoplasm; nucleus
Molecular function (GO): protein serine/threonine kinase activity; ATP binding
Source: RefSeq, a predicted model, not a curated record